Messenger RNA from Sebastes umbrosus (honeycomb rockfish), 3374 nucleotides. RefSeq names its product family with sequence similarity 126 member A (gene hycc1). NCBI's taxonomy places the organism in Eukaryota, Metazoa, Chordata, Actinopteri, Perciformes, Sebastidae. The transcript is spliced from 12 exons. Gene Ontology annotation, cellular component: plasma membrane. Bases 267 to 1781 code for a protein of 504 amino acids. Gene Ontology annotation, biological process: protein localization to plasma membrane; phosphatidylinositol phosphate biosynthetic process. The record is from RefSeq and is a predicted model, not a curated record.
GCCUGUCACUCAGCGGAGCCCUCGUCUCGUCGUCUAAAGGUAGUCUGAGUGGAGAAAGUAAAUGAAGAUGGAAGGAGCUGAUGAAUUAUUGAGGAGAUUUAUGGAGUAGCGGAGUGAUAGCAGUUUACUCGUCUCGUCGGAACGAUAAAGGACAAGCAACACCAGAGGAAUUGACAGAUAGCAUGCCCUAACUUCUGAGCUCGCUCCUGAAGUAGGAGGCAAAUAUACCACAUAGGUAGAGGUGACUCCACUGCAGAUGAAGGAACAUGUUGGCUAUGGAUCAAGGAGUGGUGGAGGAAUGGCUGUCAGAAUAUAAGACCCUCCCUGACAGUGCUGUGUCAACCUACGCCGCCGCAAUAAAGGACAAAGGUGCUCUGGUCCCUGCACUCUACAAGGUCAUCCGAGAGAACUACAGCGAUUUGCUGGAGCCAGUGUGUCACCAGUUGUUUGAGUUUUACCGAAGCGGUGAGCCGCAGCUGCAGCGUUUCACGCUACAGUUCCUGCCAGAGCUCCUGUGGAGCCUCCUGUCCGUCAGCGCAGCCAGAGACCCUCACACGUCGGGCUGCAUCGAGGCCCUGCUGCUGGGCAUUUACAACCUGGAAAUAGUUGAUAAAGAUGGACAGAGUAAAGUGUUAUCUUUUACCGUCCCUUCCCUCUCCAAACCCUCAGUGUACCAUGAGCCUUCAGCCAUCGGCUCCAUCGCCCUCACAGAAGGGGCUCUAGCCAAUCACGGGCUGAGCAGGGUGGUUUACAGCGGGCCACACCUCCAGAGAGAGACCUUCACUGCACAGAACAGAUUUGACGUGCUGACCUUCCUGCUGCUGUGCUACAACGCUGCUCUCAGCUACAUGACCUCCACCUCCCUCCAGUCCCUCUGCCAGCUCAGCUCCAGGGUUUGUAUAUGCGGUUACCCGCGGCAACAGAUGCGGCGCUACAAAGGCAUUAGCACACGGCUGACAGUCACGUCAGAGUUCCUGGUUCAGCUCAUCACAGGGAUACACUACGCCUUGGGUAAUGGUGAGGUUGAACUGGGAUCCAAAGCACUGGAUGACGUUCUGUAUCGAGCCCAGCUAGAGUUGUUCCCUGAAGCUUUGUUGGUGGGUAAUGCCAUCAAGUCGUCGCUGCACGGCGCCGCACUGAAGAGCAACAACAAGGAGGGUGCACGGAGUAUCCAGGUGGAGAUCACACCCACCUCCUCCAGGAUCUCCCGAAAUGCUGUCACCUCCCUCUCUAUCAGGGGACACCGCUGGAAGAGACACGACGCAGUGGAUCUGGGUUCCCCGGACGAGCUGAUGGAUAUUUCAGAGGUGGAUGAAGGGGUGUGGCCAAGCGGGGUGGGGCCGGACAUGACCCCACCCACCAUCACUAUUAGCAACAGCGUCACCACGUUGAACCUGGGGGCCAAGGCCAUGAAGAAGUGUCGGCUCGGCGGGCGCACCAGCAAGGACAAGGACAAGGAGGCGGGCCCUCUAACAACGGGCCGGGCCGCCAGCGAGAACGCAGAGCUCUCUGUCAGGCGACUGACACUCACUUCCAGCCAAUCGGUGCCCAAGGCGGGAGCUCUCACCAGCCUGACGCGCACCGCCAGUGCCGUCUUCUCCCGCUCCUUCGAGCAGGUGGCCAGCGGCAUCGCCGCCCCUCCCUCCAGCAACCACACCGCCUCUGAAGUUGGCCGCUAUUCAUGCAGCCUGCAGGAGGACGGGCUGGGGUACUUGAGUCCCGCGCCAAACCACACGCAACGCUCUCCCAGCAUUAGCGUGCACCUUAGCUCUGACCUUUGAACCAUUUGUGAACCCUCGCCUCUUAUCCUGUGACCCUGUACCUGUGACCUGGAACUCCAAGCCAUGCCAACCGCAACGGACCACAAACACAUGAACAAACACUCCCGCUGGUUCCCUUGUCGCUCCAUUUUAACGUCUUUGAUUCUCUGUGCCGCCCUGCUCCCCUCUGGGCCUAAUGGAGGCGGGACGUCGGGGAGAUGACUUCCAGCUUCACUGAUUUUUAGUAGUGCGCUGUUGCCGUGAAGUCGUGCCAGGACAAAACUGCACUCCGUCGCAGAGUCUGUAAAUGGGUGCACUUAAAACUUAUUACUAAAAAAACUGUGUGGAAAAGUAUUUGGAAAGUAUUUUAAUCGGCAUUUGUUGCCCUGCAUGGCUUUUCCAUACAUCCAUCCUGACCUUGCCCGGGUUCGUCAGAGGGCAGAUGUUGAGUAUGUGUGUUUACUGUAUGUGUGUAUGUACAAUUGUUUUUAGAAUAAAGGCUGCUGAUCGAUACAAUGAACAAGGUAUGAUUCUCCAGGUAGAAACAAAUGUUUCUACUACUUUUUAAAAGAUAAUAGAUCCCUUCCCAUAGCAAUACAAAUUUCUCUUAUUGAGUGUUUCCCACCUUUUGGGACGAUUAUAUAAACACCUUCAUUCUUCCUUUGUCAGUUUCAGCUAUGCUCCUUUUUAAAGAAAAUCUGCAUUCUUCCCUAACACGUCAGACAAAUGACCACUAAAUAAUCAACCAGUAUGAAUUCUUUAUGUUUACAAUCGCACAGUGUUGUCAUGAUGGAGAAGCAAUAUUUGUAUACUUCCCUCUCGCUCCUCUAGCACCUUCCUGAAUUGCCGUUUAUUCGAUGGCAAAAAUAAAACUCCAUCUUCUGUUGAUUUUGAUUUUGGGGACGAUGGGUGUGUAUGAUUUGUUAAGUAUUGAAUUUUUGCACUUGAAAGAGCAAACGAGUUGUGUAUUCAACUUUGGUAUUUUCUUAUGAUGAACAAGAGAGGUUUGUCUCUCAACUGUGGUAUUUUCCUGUGAGAGAGAUGUGCUUUGUUGCUCCGUACGGAUUUCUACCACACAGACAUGAAGUCCACCUACUUGCACAGAGGUAAACAAAUCUGAUACUAAAGAUGUUAAAACUCGACCAAAACUGUAACUGAACCUAUUCCUGUGGGAAGAAGGUGUGUUGGGGCAACAAGGCAUCUUUCAUCUUCUCUGAUUCACCCACCACUCCAGCUGUUUGUAGUACUUUGGUGAUGUGUUUCCUGUGUCCCUCCUUGUUGUUCCCAUCAUCAUCAUCACGUCACGAGACAUGGUGAUAUUCUCUUGUACCAAAAAAGGAUUUAAACUCCACCCAUCUGCUACAUUCGAUGUCCUAAAUCAAGCUGCCCCUACCCUCAAGCAAAAGUGUGUUCUGUCGUCUGUGUACUAGAGCCGUCGAGUGUCCAUACCUUGGUGGGACAGUAACAAUCAUCGUGUUUCUGUAUGUGGGUUUACAGAAUGGGAAUGGGUUGUACAUCAUACUGUUGUACUGCAGUUGGUUUAUAUUGGCCUUUCUAUGUCUGAAGAGAACUCACUGCUACAAAUUUCUGGGAAUAAAGUGUUUCUAUAUUUCA